UUGUUUUGUUUUGUUUUGUUUUUUCUUUUUGGAAUUUGAUUUGGAGUAAUGGCGGCCUCAUCUUCUAGAGGAAGAAGCAGUUCGCCUUUUCAUCACCGAAGACCUUCGAGCCCUUACUCCUCAACUUCUUCUUCCUCGUCGUUGAAGAACGGCCGAUUAAUGCCGCGCUCUAACUCCACCUCGGCGGCGUCGUUUUACGGCGGUAGUGGCGGCGAAGGGUACGGCUCUAGAUCCAUGACGGCGAGCCAGGAUAGAGGAGAUUAUCCCCGGAGUCAGACUCCGGUCAGUUUUCCGGCGAUGGAAGACCAGCUUUCCGGAGAGCCCAUGGAUUGCGGUUCUAGAUCGGGGGAUAGCAUUUCAGUGACGAUUCGAUUUCGGCCUUUGAAUGAAAGAGAAUAUCAUAGAGGAGAUGAGGUCGCUUGGUACGCGGAUGGCGACAAAAUUGUGCGGAACGAGUAUAACCCCAUGACUGCCUACGCAUUUGAUAAAGUGUUUGGGCCUAAUACAAAUACUCAAGAUGUGUAUGAAGUAGCUGCUCGACCUGUAGUGAAGGCUGCAAUGGAGGGUAUCAAUGGAACUGUAUUUGCUUAUGGAGUUACCAGCAGCGGAAAGACACACACUAUGCAUGGAGAUCAAAUUUCUCCGGGCAUCAUACCGUUGGCCAUAAAGGAUGUUUUCAGCAUCAUCCAAGACACUCCAGGUCGUGAAUUCUUACUUCGAGUAUCAUAUCUCGAGAUUUACAAUGAGGUGAUUAAUGACUUACUGGAUCCAACUGGCCAGAAUUUGCGUGUUAGAGAAGACGCACAGGGAACUUAUGUUGAGGGUAUAAAGGAAGAAGUUGUUCUGUCACCUGGACACGCACUUUCAUUUAUCGCUGCAGGAGAAGAGCAUCGUCAUGUCGGUUCAAAUAACUUUAACCUCUUCAGCAGCCGUAGUCACACAAUAUUUACAUUGAUGAUUGAAAGUAGUGCACAUGGAGAUGAAUACGAUGGGGUUAUAUUCUCACAGUUGAAUUUAAUCGAUUUGGCUGGAUCGGAGAGCUCAAAAACUGAAACAACUGGGUUAAGGAGAAAAGAAGGAUCCUACAUCAACAAAAGUCUUCUUACACUUGGAACUGUGAUUGGGAAACUUAGUGAAGGGAAAGCAUCACAUGUUCCUUAUCGGGACUCAAAGCUUACUCGUCUUUUACAAUCUUCAUUGAGUGGGCAUGGGCAUGUUUCGCUUAUCUGUACGAUCACUCCUGCAUCAAGUAAUAUGGAAGAAACCCAUAACACGUUAAAAUUUGCGAGCAGGGCGAAGCGUGUUGAAAUAUACGCUUCACGUAAUAGGAUAAUUGAUGAAAAAUCGUUGAUCAAAAAGUAUCAACGAGAAAUAUCAUCACUAAAAGACGAACUUGAUCAACUUAAGAGGGGAAUGCUUGUUGGUGUUAAUCAUGAAGAAAUUAUGGUUUUGCGACAGAAGUUGGAAGAAGGACAAGUCAAAAUGCAAUCAAGAUUGGAGGAGGAAGAAGAAGCUAAAUCAGCUUUAAUGAGCAGAAUUCAGAGGCUAACAAAGUUAAUUCUUGUGUCAUCAAAAAACACAAUACCAGGAAGCUUGAGCGACAUGCCCUCUCACCAAAGGAGUCAUUCUGCUUCCGAGGAUGAUAAAUUGGAUGUUCUACGUGAUGGUUCUCUAAAACUUGAUGGCGAUAAUCAAAAAGAUUCUUCUUCAUCUUCUGCUAUAACUAUUGCAUCAGAUGCUUAUCAUUUUAAACUUAGAAGAUCAUACAGCAAAUGGAAUGAUGAUAUUUCCCAAGCUGGCAAAAACCUACAUGCUGCAUUGCCUAAUGUUACUGUCAAUAAUAUACACUAUGUCAAAGCAUCAUUAUUUUUGGCUGUAUUUGCGUUUGAUAUUGAAGCGGAAGAAGAAGUGACUGUCUCAGAUCAUAUGGAUCUCCUUGUUGAGCAAGUGAAGAUGCUUGCUGGAGAGAUUGCAUUUGGUACCAGCACACUAAAGCGCCUGCUGGAGCAGUCUGUGAAUGAUCCUGAAAACUCAAGAACUGAGGAGAUACAGAACUUGGAGCGUGAAAUCCAAGAAAAACGAAAGCAGAUGAGAGCUUUAGAACAGCGUAUAGUAGAGAGUGGUGAAGCUUCAGUUGCUAAUGCAUCUGUGGUUGAAUUGCAGCAGACAGUCAUGAAGUUGAAAGCACAGUGCAGUGAGAAGGGCUUUGAGCUUGAGAUUAAAUCUGCGGACAAUCGGGUGCUUCAAGAACAGCUUCAGAAUAAGUGUGCAGAAAAUAAAGAAUUGGAAGAGAAAAUUAACCGGCUGGAGCAAGAACUAGCUUCAGUCUCCAGUGACAAUAGAUCAUUUCCUGAAAAUCAUAAAAAGCUGCUUCUCCUCCAUUUGCAGGAACUCGAAAACGAGAAGCUCAAACUGGAGCAUGUCCAGAUUCUAGAAGAGAAUAGUGGAUUGCACGUACAGAAUCAAAAGCUAUCCGAAGAAGCUUCUUACGCAAAAGAACUAGCAUCCGCGGCAGCCGUCGAGCUAAAGAACUUAGCCGGUGAGGUCACCAAGCUCUCAUUUCAAAACGCUAAAUUAGAAAAAGAAUUACAAGCUGCUCGCGAGUUGAGCUCUCGAUCUUCUAACACAAACCGAAAAAAUAACGAUGCUCAAAGGACCAAUCGUAUAAGAGCUCGGCUUUCUGGACGAGCAAAUGACCUCUCGAGUGAUUUUGAGUCGUGGAGUCUCGAUCCAGAUGACCUGAAAAUGGAGCUGCAAGCUAGAAAACAAAGGGAAGCUGCUCUAGAGGCCUCAUUGGCGGAGAAGGAAAUUUUGGAGGAUGAGUAUAGGAAAAAGUUCGAGGAGUCGAAGAAAAGGGAGGCUGCUUUGGAGAAUGACCUGGCGAACAUGUGGGUGCUUGUUGCUCGGCUGAAGAAAGAAGCGAGUGUUGUGAAGGAAUUGAGGGAAAAUAAUGGUAGGGUGAAUGAAGAUGAUGCUGAUCAGACGAGUGAUGUGAUGAAGAUUGGUGGUGACAUUGAUUGCAAGGAUUUGAUUGUUGAAGAUUGUCAGAGUCGAGAUAAUCCGGUUCCUAUUGUUCCCAAAGAAGAACCUCUCGUCGUGCGCUUGAAAGCUCGAAUGCAGGAGAUGAAAGAGAAAGAACGUAAAUACACUGGGAAUGGAGAUACAAAUUCUCAUGUCUGUAAAGUGUGUUUUGAAUCACCUACAGCUGCAAUGCUUCUGCCAUGUCGACAUUUUAGCUUAUGUAAGACAUGUUCCCUUGCCUGUACGGAGUGUCCAAUUUGCAGAACAAAGAUUGCAGAUAGGAUUUUCGCAUUUACUUGACUUUGAACUUCAUAUACACCCUUUGAGAUUAAGGUGAAAAUAAAAAUCCUUCUUAUUCUCUUAACUUUGCAUGAAAUAUGUUUUGAUGGUUACUAAUAAUGAAAGUCCCCUUUUUUACUUUUAUGUUUCUUUUGUUUCACUAUAAAUUUUUCGUACGAAUUCUUGUGUGAGUUUUAGUUGUGUCCAAUUUCGUCUGAUGUAGUUUUUUGCUAUAUCCAUUCUUUGUUGUGGCGCAGGGCAAUUGUUGUAGUUCUCCAAUGUUUUUCCUGCUUAGUUACCUCGAAAAGCAGGAGCCAUUUUUUUCAUUGGUUAACUUAUGUACAUUCACAAUAACUAUAUUUUUGUACUUUGCAUAUCUUCGCACAAUGGUACUGUUAAGCAUUAAGCAAGCACAAGUACCCCUAAAAGCGUAGAGUUGGGACAAACUUUGUUAUGUAAGAAGACGAACAUUACAUCAUCUUUAUCAUUCUCCCAAUGUAUAAAUUACCAUAUUUCUCAACGGCCCUUUCAGUUACAUCUGCCAAAUUCUUAAUAAGAAUAGAAAUUUUGAAAAUUCAGCCAAUUUAUGUUUGUGGGUUCGUGUAAUGUACCUUGUCUUGUCUUGGCUCGAAGGAGUAUGAUUAUUGUUGCUCUGAAGUCUGAACUGAAUAGAGAGAACGUGCAAUUUU
Striga asiatica is the source of this 3989-nucleotide messenger RNA. NCBI's taxonomy places the organism in Eukaryota, Viridiplantae, Streptophyta, Magnoliopsida, Lamiales, Orobanchaceae. The record is from the annotation of a GenBank genome assembly.